AUGAAACAUCACACGUCCAGCGUCAAGAGAGGAGUUCUGUUGAUUCUGCUGAUAAUCGGGGACUUGCCAAAAGAAUGCGCAACACCACGGAAAAUACUGAACGCUACUCUGCAGACUUAUACUGGCUGUAGUGCUUCUUACGGCUGUAAAUUUGGGUACAGUUCACCCGCAUCUCGUGACUCAAAUGUGAUCACGUGUCAGGAGGACGAGACUUGGACACCGAGCGACUUCGAAUGUGUACAAAUACCCUGUCCGUCACCGCCGUCACUGACAAAUGGACAUUCUGUGGUGACCUCCCUCAAUGUAGGAGGGGCAGCAUCGUAUGUAUGCGACACCAACUUUGUCAACAUUACUAGUGGAGGAGGGGAGACAACUCUUAAAUGUGUACAAGGAGGGACGUGGACGGGGAUCAUUGACAUGGUCUGUAUACCGGCCUAUAGAGACUACACCAUCACCAUAACGACGGGAUCUGAAAGUUCCUCUGGCACUGAUGCUAACGUUUACAUACGUCUUAUUUGUGAGUUGGAGGAUUUCACAAUAAACUGUCCUUCAUCCUCGAGUUUUGAAAGCGGCAGUGUCGACGUUUGUCAGGUAACUUUUUAG
This is a messenger RNA of Mizuhopecten yessoensis (Yesso scallop), 603 nucleotides long. RefSeq names its product sushi, von Willebrand factor type A, EGF and pentraxin domain-containing protein 1-like. NCBI's taxonomy places the organism in Eukaryota, Metazoa, Mollusca, Bivalvia, Pectinida, Pectinidae. Bases 1 to 603 code for a protein of 200 amino acids. Gene Ontology annotation, molecular function: protein binding. The record is from RefSeq and is a predicted model, not a curated record. The transcript has 4 exons.